Messenger RNA from Closterium sp. Naga37s-1, 2061 nucleotides. Lineage: Eukaryota; Viridiplantae; Streptophyta; Zygnematophyceae; Desmidiales; Closteriaceae. The record is from the annotation of a GenBank genome assembly.
AUGAGGCUGGACAGUCUUACCAGGCUGAAGCAGUUGGAAUUGAGGAGAUGUGAGCAACUGAAGGAAGUCCCUCAGGCUCUGCCACUCAGCCUCCAGGCGCUAUCCUAUGACGGCAACCAGCAGCUGGUGUCUUGGCCAGGCGUAUCAACACUCACACAGCUGAGGAAGCUGUGCUUGGGCACUGUGGGUGCAACCUGUCUUGAGGCCAUCAGCAGACGCCUAAAUGGUCUGGAGCACCUAGAGCUCACGUUGGGAGAUGAUGCCGAGGAGUCUCUGUCCGCGUUGGCAAGGCUCUCUCGCCUCCGCACCUUGACACUCGACGGGGCUCGUAGCAUAAAUAAGCUGGUGGGGUCUGAGGGCUUGACAUUGCAGGAGCUACGGCAGCUGAACAUCCACACUUGGCGUGAUGAACUCACAGAGCUGCCUGCAGCCAUCACCACUCUCCACCGCCUCACAUCCAUUCGAGUAGAAGCGCACAACUUAUCUUCUCUUCCGGACGCCAUUGGGGCAUUGUCAAGAUUGCGCAGGCUGGACUUAUCCGACUGCUCAUCCCUCACGCAUCUCCCUGAUUCCCUCACGCAGCUCUCCUGCCUGCAUGAGCUGGAUCUCAGCUGCACCGGCAUCUGGCUGCUUCCUCCUGGCUUUACUCAGCUUAGCAGACUAAGGAAUGUCAAGCUUGGCCUUUUCAUCCCACCCAUGCCUUUUCAUCCCACCUAUGCCUUUUCAUCCCACCUAUGCCUUUUCAUCCCACCUAUGCCUUUUCAUCCCACCCAUGCCUUUUCAUCCCACCCAUGCCUUUUCAUCCCACCCAUUCCUUUUCAUCCCACCCAUGCCUUUUCAUCUCACCUAUGCCUUUUCAUCCCACCCAUGCCUUUUCAUCUCACCCAUGCCUUUUCAUCCCACCUAUGCCUUUUCAUCCCACCUAUGCCUUUUCAUCCCACCCAUGCCUUUUCAUCCCACCCAUGCCCUUUCAUCCCACCCAUGCCUUUUCAUCCCACCCAUGCCUUUUCAUCCCACCUAUGCUUUUUCAUCCCACCUAUGCCUUUUCAUCCCACCCAUGCCUUUUCAUCCCACCUAUGCCUUUUCAUCCCACCCAUGCCUUUUCAUCCCACCCAUGCCCUUUCAUCCCACCUAUGCCUUUUUAUCCCACCCAUGCCUUUUCAUCCCACCUAUGCCUUUUCAUCCCACCCAUGCCUUUUCAUCCCACCCAUGACUUUUCAUCCCACCCAUGCCUUUGACAUGCGCUGGCAGACCAUCUACUGUGCUGCUCGCUAUGCUGUGGCUCAGGCAUUCAAGCACAUUCAAGCACAGGGCAUUCAGACAAAGGGCAUUCAGGCACAGGGCAUUCAGACAAAGGGCAUUCAGGCACAGGGCAUUCAGGCACAGGGCAUUCAAGCACAGGGCAUUCAAGCACAGGGCAUUCAGGCACAGGGCAUUCAAGCACAGGGCAUUCAGGCACAGGGCAUUCAAGCACAGGGCAUUCAAGCACAGGACAUUCAAGCACAGGGCAUUCAAGCACAGGGCAUUCAAGCACAGGGCAUUCAAGCACAGGGCAUUCAAGCACAGGGCAUUCAAGCACAGGGCAUUCAAGCACAGGGCAUUCAAGCACAGGGCAUUCAAGCACAGGGCAUUCAAGCACAGGGCAUUCAAGCACAGGGCAUUCAAGCACAGGGCAUUCAAGCACAGGGCAUUCAAGCACAGGGCAUUCAAGCACAGGGCAUUCAAGCACAGGGCAUUCAAGCACAGGGCAUUCAAGCACAGGGCAUUCAAGCACAGGGCAUUCAAGCACAGGGCAUUCAAGCACAGGGCAUUCAAGCACAGGGCAUUCAAGCACAGGGCAUUCAAGCACAGGGCAUUCAAGCACAGGGCAUUCAAGCACAGGGCAUUCAAGCACAGGGCAUUCAAGCACAGGGCAUUCAAGCACAGGGCAUUCAAGCACAGGGCAUUCAAGCACAGGGCAUUCAAGCACAGGGCAUUCAAGCACAGGGCAUUCAAGCACAGGGCAUUCAAGCACAGGGCAUUCAAGCACAGGGCAUUCAGGCUCUUGUGGGUCAACCUUGA